AUGGCCGCCACAGCCGACAAAUCAAAACCCUACAUCCCACUAUCCAGCAGCGCCAGCGAUGGCUGGUCAACCCCGGACUCAGCAACAGCAACCUGCUUCUGCGGUGCCGUGCAACUCUCCUUUCCCACUCAGGGUCCGGGUCUCGUCAGCACAUUUGUCUGCCACUGCACUGACUGCCGCAAGAUAACCGCGUCCAUGUUCGCAUCCAACUUCACUAUCGACGACGCAUACUUGACCCAUGUCCGCGGCCGCGACAAUCUGAAGACGUACAGUCAAUCGCAUACUAUUGCCUCGGGUAAGAUGAUGACGAAUUAUUUCUGCUCGACUUGUGGCACACUCAUGUACCGUGUCGGCGAGGCGUUUCCGGGGAAGAGUAUACUGCGUAUUGGCACCGUGGAUGAUUUUAAUUUGCAUGAGACCAAGCUUAGACCGCAGAAGGAGAUUUUUGUGAAGGAUCGUGCUUCUUGGGUUACGCCUAUUGAGGGUGUGAGGCAAUUUGAAUCGCAGCGGCCGAAGAUGUAG
Messenger RNA from Talaromyces amestolkiae, 522 nucleotides. RefSeq lists its product as uncharacterized. The transcript has a single exon. The record is from RefSeq and is a predicted model, not a curated record. Bases 1 to 522 code for a protein of 173 amino acids. Gene Ontology annotation, molecular function: carbon-sulfur lyase activity. NCBI's taxonomy places the organism in Eukaryota, Fungi, Ascomycota, Eurotiomycetes, Eurotiales, Trichocomaceae.